Molecule: messenger RNA, 1444 nt
Organism: Polypterus senegalus (gray bichir)
Lineage: Eukaryota; Metazoa; Chordata; Cladistia; Polypteriformes; Polypteridae
Product: LIM domain-containing protein ajuba-like
Exons: 4
Coding region: 105-1334 (409 amino acids)
Biological process (GO): positive regulation of miRNA-mediated gene silencing; negative regulation of hippo signaling; response to hypoxia
Cellular component (GO): nucleus; adherens junction; transcription regulator complex
Molecular function (GO): transcription corepressor activity
Source: RefSeq, a predicted model, not a curated record
CCGCGCGUACAGGACGCCGACUCCGAGUUUAGCAUCAUUUCGAUUGGCGUCGAGAAGGGAGCUGCGGAGCAUCUGCUGGACUGCGAAUUCAGAUCGUCAGCUCCAUGGAUCGACUUGGGACAAUACUUUUGGAGAAACUCAAACUCGCCGACUCCGGCAGCGCCAAGUUUGCCAUCUCCAGGAAAAAGGACGACUCGGCGGCGAAGCUGAAAGCGCCCGCGGACAAGGCAAAGCGCGGCGCGUGCAACCAGGAGGAGCCGGCGGUCCCCGCCGACGCGCCCCCCGCGCCGCUCCGCUCCCUGCGCAGGGCCGCUCCGCCCGAGGACCAGGAUGUGGCGGGGCCUCCGGACAGCGAGCCGGAGCGCGUCUCCUACAGGCGCAUGUCCCUGGACACCCACAGGCAGCACCGCUACAGCGGCGGCGAGUUCUGUGACGAGCGACCCAAGCGCCUGUCCCUGCAGGAGUCCGGCCUUGUCCACUUGCGGCAGCUGGAGUCGGGCUGCUGCCCCCCGCCGCCCUACUACGGCAGUACCGGCCUCAGCCCCCGACUGACCAGCCCCCGCUCCAGCUAUGCCAGCAGCGAUCUCAGCGGCAGCCCUCGUGCCAGCGUCAACCUGGAGAGCCGCUCCAGCAGCAAUCGCACCAGCGGCAUCAGCAUGGGUUACGACCGGAGACUGUGCUGGAGCGGCUCGUGUACCAGCAGCCCGCAGUCGAGUGCCAGCCUGCAGUACCAGCCCAGCCAGCUGCUGAGUUGCCCGUCACCCUCCAGCCUUGUGGCCGCGGCGCUCAGCGCAGGGGGGCGGAGUGGGCCCGUCUACCCACCGGACAAAUGGGACAUGGACUGGAAGGCUACUAGAUUAUACAGGCAGCCACUGCGAGCAGGGUGCCAUGGCGGGUGGGUCAAGACAGUCGUCAUUCGUACCCACCGGCCCUGGGGAGUCCGGCGGCUGCCUGCUUCUUUGAACGGGAUGCUGCCCGACGAUCACUGGCAGGAUACCCUUUGGAGCAGCAUAUGCGCCACUCUGCUGGUGCCCACUUCCAGGAGGAGGUGGAACUCAUGCUGGCCAGAAAUAGCAUGCUGGAUGGUGCUACCUCAGCUCAUGAAGCUCCACUGCCCCCAUGUCAUUCUACACUGGGCAUUCCAAGCGGCGAGGUGGCUGCCAGUCAGAGCAGAUCUCUGGGUAUCCCUGGGCACCCUGUUCUGUCUACUGGGGUUAGCCGACCACAGGAGCAGCCAGUUUGGGCACAGGCCGACACAAAAGAAGAAUACUUUGGACCCUGUAUUAAGUGCAACAAGGGGGUGUAUGGCAGAGAGCAGGCUUGCCAGGCGCUGAGCAGCCUGUUCCACACACAGUGCUUUGUCUGCGUCUCCUGUGGACGGACCCUCCGCGGAAAAUAUUUUUAUAAUGUGAAUGGCUCCGUCUACUGUGAGGAAGAUUACAUG